This is a messenger RNA of Parasteatoda tepidariorum (common house spider), 1224 nucleotides long. The record is from RefSeq and is a predicted model, not a curated record. Lineage: Eukaryota; Metazoa; Arthropoda; Arachnida; Araneae; Theridiidae.
AUGAUCAGAGUUAAAACUCGCAUAACUGAAAGAAUCGACACCCCUUAUUUUAAAUCUCCUAUAAUUUUGCCUGAAAAGUGUAUUUUUACACAGAGAUUAAUCGAGUAUUAUCAUUGUGUUAACUAUCAUGCUGGUACUCAAAUAUUGUUGAGCAUCAUUCGCGAAAAAUUUUGGAUUGUGAGAGGUAGAAAAGCAAUUCGCAAUAUUGUAAAGAGCUGUAUAAAGUGCAAAAGGUAUACCGCUAAAGUUCAUUUCACCGAGCCUGUUUCUCUUCCCGAGGACCGUGUGAAGGAUGCAUAUGUUUUUGAGGUUGUAGGAGUGGAUCUUGCGGGACUCCUCUACAUCAAGAAAGGUAGCAAAACAUGGGUUGUUUUGUUUACUUGCGCAAUAUACCACGCUGUCCACUUGGAGUUAGUGACCUCUUUAAGUACAGAUUCAUUUCUUUUGGCUUUUCGACGUUUUGUCGCCAGAAGAGGUCGUCCCAGAAAAAUGUAUUCAGACAAUGGCACUAACUUCAAGGGGGCAUACAAUGAUUUGAAUGAAAUUGAUUGGGAUAAAGUUUUGAGAGAGGCAGAGUUACACCAUAUAAACUGGAAAUUUAACCCUCCGUCAGCAGCCUGGUGGGGAGGUUUUUGGGAACGGCUGAUUCGGACACUUAAAGAUCUUUUGAAACGCACGCUAGGAGGAGCUGUUUUGACCUAUGAAGAGUUGCAAACGGUAUUAUGCGACAUCAAGUCUAUUAUGAACUCUAGACCGCUCACCUAUCUGUCCGAAGACUCAACCGAUUUAAAACCUCUUACACCAGCUAUGUUUCUUUUAGAUAACUCAGAAACUAAAGUAAUUGAUAUCGAUAUGGUCGAUGCUCAGCAUUGUCGCAAGCGAAUUCGAUAUAGAAUUCAGCUUAUAGAAUCCUUAAGAAAACGUUUCCGAAAGGAGUACUUGGGACAGUUGAUUUUAAAACAAAAUUUAAAGGGCAAAAAUAUUGAUAUUUCGGUUGGUGAGGUCGUUCUCAUUGGCGAUGACUUUAAGAAGCGUUUGAAUUGGCCAUUAGCCAGGGUGAUAGAGCUUAUCCCUGGUAAAGAUGGGAAAGUUCGAACUGUAAGACUGAAAGCUCAAAAUGGAGAAAUGUUGAGGCCCAUUCAAAGAAUUUAUUCUUUAGAACUCCCUUCUGCUAACAAAUUAAAUUGCCUUUACAGAAAAGGGCCAAAACACCCAUUUCUUUAG